CGGCUCACCACAACCUCCGCCUCCCUGGUUCAAGGGAUUCUCCUGCCUCAGCCUCCCAAGUAGCGGGAACUACAGGCGCCCACCACCCCGCCCAGCUAAUUUUUGUAUUUUUAGUAGAGACGGGGUUUCACCAUGUUGGCCAGACUGUUCUUGAACUCCUGACCUCAGGCGAUCCACCCACCUCAGCCUCCCAAAGUGCUGGGAUUACAGAUGAGCCACUGCGCCCGGCGGAAUUAGAAUUUUUUUCUACUUUACAGAGAAAUGAGAUCAUGUGGCUCUUCCAGUGACGUUGUCUGUAGGCACUCAGAAUGGUCCAGCGUUUGACAUACCAAUGUAGGCUUUCCUACAAUACAGCGUCCAACAAAACUAGACUGCCCCGAACCCCUGGUAAUAGAAUUGUUUACCUUUAUACCAAGAAGGUUGGGAAAGCACCAAGAUCUGCAAGUGGCAUGUGCCCAGGCAGACUUCGAGGGGUUCGUGCUGUAAGACCUAAAGUUCUUAGGAAAUUGUCAAAAAGAAAGAAACAUGUCAGCAGGGCCUAUGGUGGUUCCAUGUGUGCUAAAUGUGUUCGUGGCAGGAUCAAGCGUGCUUUCCUUAUCGAGGAGCAGAAAAUCGUUGUGAAAGUGUUGAAGGCACAAGUACAAAGUCACAAAGCUAAAUAAAAUUGAAACUUUUUUGAGAAAAAAAAAGAA
This is a messenger RNA of Pan troglodytes (chimpanzee), 692 nucleotides long. Its product is annotated as large ribosomal subunit protein eL34-like. The record is from RefSeq and is a predicted model, not a curated record. Lineage: Eukaryota; Metazoa; Chordata; Mammalia; Primates; Hominidae. The transcript has a single exon. Gene Ontology annotation, cellular component: ribosome. Gene Ontology annotation, biological process: translation. The coding region runs from base 309 to 662 and encodes 117 amino acids. Gene Ontology annotation, molecular function: structural constituent of ribosome.